GAUAGCCCAAUAGUGACAUUUUACAGUGAUAGUUUUAGGCACUACCUAUUUUAUCAAUUUAAGAAUAUUGUUUACUAAUAUUCAUAAUGGGUAUCAAAGAAGCUGCUAUAUAUUUAGAUAAUCAGUUUAAUACAUACUAUGCGGGCCAAACUGUUAACGGAAGGAUAGAAUAUGUUUUUGACAGUCCUAAAAAAGUUAGAGGAGUACACGUAAAGUUUAAAGGCGAGGCUCAUACGGAAUGGAGUGAAAGUAAACAAGAAGAAGAUGCAGAAGGCAAGACACAGUCCUCUGAUACUCUUCACACAGGAAAUGAGGAAUAUUUUCAAAUAUCAUAUUAUUUAUUGGGAAGCAGCUCAGGUAACGAGAUUGAGAUCCCUGCGGGCAAGCAGGUAUAUAACUUCACAUGUGCUUUACCACCCGUCUUGCCCUCCUCCUUCGAAGGCCAGUAUGGCUUUGUCAGAUACACGGUGAAAGUAACACUAGAUAGGCCCUGGAAGUUUGAUCAGGAAACUAAAAUGGCUUUUACUGUCAUCAACGCUCUGGAUUUAAAUCUAAAUCCAUCCUAUAGGGAGCCAAUACAUUUCCAAAUAGAAAAAACAUUCUGUUGUUUCUGUUGCGCAUCUCCACCACUCUCUGUGGACGUGCGGGCCCCAGUGUCGGGGUACUGUCCAGGACAAGUGAUCCCAAUUACAAUAGACAUUGAAAACAAGAGCAAUGUGCAGUUGCAUCUUGUUAAGGUUUUCUUACGAAAAGUGGUGACGUACAGGGCAACAUCUCCGUCUACAGUGACCAAGAAGACUAAGGAUGUUAUUUUGACGAUCCAAGAAGGCCCGGCCCCGGCGGGUUCGACGAAACACUGGAAUAUCUCCAUGGAGGUGCCCCCGAUACCGCCUUCGAAUUUGGUCAAUUGCAAUAUAAUUGACUUGGACUAUGAUCUAAAGGUGGAGUGUGUCGUACCGACGACACACAUAAAUAUGAAAGAUCGCAAGUACAUAACUAUCGGUACAGUCCCGCUGGUGGGGAUGGUCGGUCAAGCGGUCCCCCAGCCGUCGGCACCGAUGAUGCCCAGUGACGGCCUCCCUUCCCCCAGCCAGCCCGCCGUGCUGCCCGUGGCGCCCGGACAACCUGCACAACCUGGAAUUGUGGCGGGCGACGCGCUGGCUGGCGGCUGGGCGCUCCCGCCCUACCAGUCCCUGUACCCCACGCUCACGGACCCGGUUUACAAAGUGUCUUCAUACCAGGCGCGCACGAUUCAGGACCGCGGCGAAAGCAACAAUAUGGGCAUAACUGGACCGGCACAGUUCGCGCCGUACUACCCCACGUAUGCGGCCGUGCAACCCCCACCCCUCCCGCAGUAAAAUUUGAAAUCAGCAGUACACUAAAAAAAAAGAUCGUCCGCAUAUUUUUUUUCGUUUUGAUCCCAUAUUGUAGCUGCCAACACUCCGCAUCAAACCAAGAUAUGAAGCGGUUGCCAUUGUUCCUAAGAAAGAAAUGAGCCAAUAGAUGGCGCUGAUAGUAAAAACAAUUGUUAUUGGUUCGUGUACUUAUAAAAUUUUACAUCAUAAUGGAAAUUAUCGUACUUGUACAAUAAUUACCGUACGGUUGUGAACGCUGCUGUCGACACUGACUUGACAUAAGAAAGAACAAGACAGCAUUACGUAACUGCACAUAGAGCAAUACCAAUAGACAACAUUUGCUUUGUUCCGGUCUCACUAACGACCGAGCAUUUCUUGAUAAUAAGAUUAUUUUAAUUUAUAUUAAAAAUGUGAAUACAAUUAUAAAUUUCAAUUAAAAUAUAAACUAUCGAUGUAAAAGCAAUUGUGGGCGAAACUGCUUUAUACAAUGUGAAUCUUCAAGGUGUAAUCUCAUUUUAUAGAUAUUUACAAAAAAAAAUCAAAUAAAUUACUUGUAAUAUUAGCUGUUAAAUCAUUAUUGAGAUAUUUUAUUUUGGGUGUUCUAUUAACACACCACUGUGUUUUCAUUUUAUAUUUUACUUAAACAACAUGUACUCUCGAAUAAUAAGUUUUUAGACACUCGUUUAUUUGGUGGUGGUGAUAUUCUUAUUUUAUUUUAUUAAUGAAUAUAAAGGAAAAAAAAAAAACGUCCAGGGCUUUUGUCAAUUGUAACGCUUUAAAUGUGUAGUAUUUAUCUAAUGACGUCGUACUGCCUCUUUUUCUAUUAAAAACAAAAUCAAUCGCAUGUUAAAUUAUUCUUAUCAUAAAGUUUUUUAAUUCAGCCCCUAAUUUAUUUCAACCAAUGAUAAAAAUUUAUGGAAACGCACAGUUCACAAGUCAGUGUCACGUGUAUUUAUACUUUAUUGGUAUAAAAUACAAAGAUAAUUAUAUAGUAAUAUUAAUGUACUAUUUCGAUGUGCUUUUAUAUUGUGGUAUAUAGAUAUAUUAUUAAUCUGUAUUUAAAUUAUGAGAGUAAUAUUACUGUUUACGUCCAUAUUGUUGAUGUGUUCACGUUAUAUUUUAUAAUUAAGCAUAUUUUGUUAACCAAGAUAGAUGUUAAGACUUAUUCUUUAAUAGUCAUGCUUUUCAUUGUGAGAGUAGACCGACAUGAACCUAAGUCCAGACAAGGUUUGAUCUUUUGUAAUGUACCUGCAGCCUAUUCCAAUCACAGCGGUAAAGACAAAUAAACAAUUUUGACAUCUUGAAUAAUGUGAUAUUCACUAUGGAUUUUGAAUUUAAAAUUAAAGUGUUUCUAACUAGUUAAAUGAAAUAGUGUUUUAUUAUAAAUAAAAGUAAAUUUAUCGAGAACUGUUUAUAGUGCGUAAUACAGCAGAACUAUUAGCAAAUCGCAUGGAAUACGUAAAUCGAAUAUUUGUUUUAUUUAUUUUUUCAUUGAUUGGAAUAGGGUAUAUACACACAUAAAAAUGUGCCUCGAACGUUCUUUAUUCGUUUCGAGAAGCUAUAUUAUUUUCUAUAUUAUCUGGUUUUGCAAUGUAUUAAUACGUGUUAAUUAAAUUUUUAUUUUAAAAUGCAGACUGUUAGUAAUUGUCUGUUUAAUUCGUUACGCUGAAAAUCUCAAUUUUAUAAAGUUAUAUGUCUACGGCCUCAGUAUUAGCAUUUUACAAUACUUAUUAAUCGGUUAUAAAAUAUAUAAUGUAAUAAUAACAAUAUAUAAUGGGUUUUUUUAUUCGGAUACUUAUUUUUGUUUGUAUACAGUGAGUUCGCAUAUCGUUCAUCCGGCACGGGGUUCUUACCUUCUGGCAUAGUUGACGUUGCUGGUCAGUGUUCACAACCUAAAGCCAGGCAGUUAUCGUACAAGAGCCGUAAAAUUAUUGUAUAUAGAUUCAAAUUAACGCACAGGAUAAUGAUUAUAAUACAUUUGACGAGCCGGUUGGUAUGGUUGGUAGAUACUUGCCUUUUACGCCGAAGCUUGUGGGUUCGAUUCCCACCCAGGACAGACAUUUGUGAGAAUGAACAUAUCUGUUAGUCCUGAGUCUGGGUGUAAAUAUCUAUAUAAGAAUGUAUUUAAAAAAGUAAAGUAGCGUAUGUAGUAUAUCAGUUGUCUGGUUUCCAUAGUACAGGCUCUGCUUAAUUUGGGAUCAGAUGACCGUGUGUGACUAAUGUCCCAAGAUAUUAUUACAUAAAAAAAUCUCAAUAUGCUGCUUUAGUUUCAAAAAAACAUAUUUAUAUAUAUGUGCUUAAUUUGUGUUUAAUUCAUCUCGUGCUUGACGGUGAAGGUAAACAACGGUGAGGAAACCUGCAUGUGUCUAAAUUCAUUGAAAUUCUGCCACAUGUGUAUUCUACCAACCCGCAUUGGAGCAGCGUGGUGGCCUUCUCCUAAAAAGGGAGAGGAGGCCUUAGCCCAGCAGUGGGACAUUAACAGGCUGUUAUUGUUGUAUUAUUGUAUAUAUAUAACACUAUUUAAUAUAUGAACAAUAUUUAAUGUAUUUUGUUAUUUUUAUUUUGUAUUUUAUAAAAAUAUAUGUACGUAUAGAUUCAUUAAAUAUAUAAAUUUUAUCAAUUCAAAAAGAUAGUAACUGCCAACACUCGGCAUCCAACCAAGAUAUUGAUAUCGAUCGCUGAUUAGCAGACGGUAGCAACCAAUGAAAGGAUUGCGUCUUGAAACGGCUGCCCUAAAAAAGAAAUGAGCCAAUAGACGGCGCUGACAGUAAAAACAAUUGUAAUUGUUAUUGGUUAGUGUAAUUAUUAAAUUUUUCAUUAUAAUGGAAAAUAUCGUACAAUAUAUUUUUUUAUUAUUAUAGAAUAGGCGGGCGAGCAUAUGGGCCACCUGAUGGUAAAUGGUCACCAACGCCCAUAGACAUUGGCAUUGUAAGAAAUGUUAACCAUCGCUUACAUUACCAAUACGCCACCAACCUUGGGAACUAAGAAGUUAUGUCCCUUAUGCCUGUAAUUACAAUCUACGUACGAUAUUAGUGUACCAUCGUACGUAGUUAUAAUAUUAUCGUACUUGUACGAUAAUAGGCAUGAUGAUUGUUUUGAAAUAACCUUCUAUAAUGUAGGUCUACUAUUACUGAAAAUAAUAUUAUUUCAUUAAUAAACUAACUAUUUACGCAAAUAAUUGCAUUUUCAAUUACCUAUUUUGAAUUUCGCUCGAAAACACCCGCGGGUGUCAUGGUGCCUACACGUGACGUCACGCCUCAAUAAACGACAGUAAAUGUUGUAUUAUGUCUAUACUCAACGAGGAAAGGCAGAAAAUAUUGCGUAUUUGCUAAGGUUAAAAAUGAAUUCCAAAGUUUACAAGUGGUGUGCGGUCCCUCUGUGUAAAAAUACAUUCGAAUGCCAACCAGAUCGAAGAACAAUCUACAAAAACAGAACGACCAUAUAUAAGCACCGAAAGAUGAUGAUUCUUAAAGAAUGUGAAAAGCAAUAAAAGAAAGUAUGUUUACAGAACAUUUUGAAGAAAUUGCAAAUUGAGGCAGAGAUUUAUUAUAUAUUUGAUAUAUUUAGAUUUAUAGAAGUAUUCGUAAACAUAUAAAUUCACAAAUUAGUACUAGUGGAGCUAAAUGAAAUAUUGUCUUAAAAGUUCUCACUGGUAAAAAUAUUAGGGCUCUUCAUAUGCGAGUUAUACUAUAUAGCUAAUAGAAAAAAACCUUUGAUAACACUAAAGAUAAAUAAAAAUGUACUUACAAGGAAGAUUUCACAUUUCGAAAUUCAGAUGAGCAAAAGUCUUUAUUUGAUGAAAGAAACUCUCUAAAUAUCAACCAAUCAUGGGCAAAUUAGAGGAAUUUGCCUUAACAAAACCUCCAUCAUUGAUAGAUCUUGAAUGUUUUGUUUUCUUCACAAAAAUGCGAAUAAUCAACGACUCAAUUAAUUAAAUGAUGCAAAAUAAUUUUGAAACGCGUAAACACAACAACUGUUCAAGAGAAACGGUUAUUGAUACAGAGGCGUGACGUCAUUCGCUCUGAUUGGUGUUUCAAAUAAAAUGGCCAAUUGCAGAAU
Molecule: messenger RNA, 5414 nt
Organism: Nymphalis io (European peacock)
Lineage: Eukaryota; Metazoa; Arthropoda; Insecta; Lepidoptera; Nymphalidae
Product: arrestin domain-containing protein 17
Exons: 9
Coding region: 87-1358 (423 amino acids)
Biological process (GO): protein transport
Cellular component (GO): cytoplasm
Source: RefSeq, a predicted model, not a curated record